AUGGAUCUCGCCUCCGCCGCUGGCGACCACCCGAAUAACCUCAUUUCCUCCCUCGACUCUCCUCUCCCCGUCCCAAACACUUCCUCUGCCUCGGGCAUUCCUCAGCAAUCCGUGAACCCAUCUCAGCCCACCUCUCACGCCAAUUCUCCCGACCGCAAACCUAAAAAAUCGUCACUGACCUGCGUCACCUGCCGCGCUCGAAAAGUACGAUGCAAUGGUGCGCGCGACAUUUGCUCCAACUGCGAGCGACUUGGCUUUCCCUGCUCCUACGAUGACGGCGACGCCGGUGCCUUGUCUGGCGCUCUGCCGCGCCGCCGAGUUCGACAAGCUUGCAUCAGCUGUCAUAGUCGAAAAGCCCGAUGUUCCGGACACAUGCCGUCAUGCGAUCGCUGUCGCUCCCAAGGCAUUGAGUGCGUUUACCGACCAAGCAAAAGGGCGCGCAUUACAAUGAGAGGCGAAGGCCGAAGCCCGCAAAGCCAAGAAGGUGAUCGAGAAGAUGGUCACAAUGAUAGCGACCCUGGGUUGACCGACCCGGCUAGUACCGCUACGCCUCAAGGGUUCGCACCUGAAGUCCCCUUUCCAGAUGAAUCUUUCGAUGCUUUAAUAGGCCGGACUUUUAACAAGUUCUUCAACCAUGUCCAUCAUAUUCCCAUGUUCUCUUUUCUCCAUCGAGCCUCCCUUGAAGGACGAUACAACACAGGCAAAGUUGAAAAGGCACUUCUGCUGGCCCUGAUUGGCAUUACUUCGUACCUCACAGAUAUGGGACCGGGCAUGAAGGAAUAUGGUGAAAGAUGUAUCGACGAUGCUGAGGCUCUCAUUUUUGCCGAUUACACUCGGCCUUCAACCAUCAAAGUACAGGCGCUUGUCCUGAUUAUCAAGCAUCGUAUCCUGUCCAAGAAAUCUCCAAGCGCCUUUAUGCUGCUCAGUAUCGCUUCCCGAUACGCCGCAGCCUUGCGUCUGAAUCACGAAUCUCCAAAUCUUUGUUUCCUCGCCCAAGAGUCUCGCCGUCGACUCAUGUGGGCACUCUACUGUAUUGAUUCGGGUGUCUCGGGCGGCUAUCGUGACUACUCUCUCUGGAGUGCUGAUAAGAUUCAUGUAGGAUUGCCAUGCAAUGAGCGCAACUUUGAAUUUGAUCUUCCACAACCGACCGAGAGACUCAUUCAUGAUCCCGACAAACCUCGAAAUCCCCAGGCCGAAGAUCCCGGAAGUCUAGCUCUCCACAUUCGCAUACAGCACAUGCGAAGACGAAUCAUGGAAUUUUCUCGACGCGUUAUGUUAUCUCGAAACACCAAGCCCGAUGAACUUCAAGCCGGUAUCUGGGGACUGCAGAAAGACCUCAGUGAUUUCGCAACCCAUUUACCAGCAUCUUUUCAAUUUUCAGAGAGCUCACUGCGACUCCGAGCCUACUCUCCUCGAAUAUGUACAUUCAUCAUGAUUCACGUUUGGUGGCAUCAAUGUCAGAUCGACCUUUACCGUCUUGCCCUGGGUGGUCUGCGGGAAGCCCUUCCUCGUGUGAUUCUUGCAUCUCUCGACGAUGCUUUUGUCGACCAUUGCCAACGACAAUGUGUCGAACAUGCCAUGUCAAUGGCCAAUAUCUUCUCAUCUAUGCACAAACUCAACUCGAAACCUGUAACCGAUUUGGAUAUGGCUAUCUGCGCAUAUCAAUGCGCCCGCGUGUUAACAUACGCGUAUCAUACUAAUGCUUUGAAAUAUGACCUCAACUUGGAAGCCGUCAUGGAACGGGCAAAGAUUUGCCUGUCAACUAUCAAGUCCUGCUGCGCGGGAAAGACGGCAGAAGGCAUUCAAGCAGAUCUGGAGAGGCUAAUAACUCAUGGAAUCGCCAUCCGCGGACCUUCCGCAACACCAGAUCAGCACGGUCGACUCCCUCUUGAUAAUGGCUUUUCGCAACAACCCUUACGACAUGGCUUCGCGAAUGAUCAUAACAUGAGCGACCCCAACCAGUUCAGCUCGAUGAACUCUGUUUCGAUAUCCGCCAUGACCGAUUCAACAUUCCCUCCUUCACUCGUCGCCGAUCCGUGGGUCCCCGAAAGUCAAGUCUCCCCGGACUUGCCACACCCGAGCACCGAAGCCCAAGCCCCUUCGAAACCAACCGUGAGCGUUCCCGAAAUAGUACCACGUCAAGACUUUGGAAUUUCAGAGAUCAACAACGCCUACGACGGAGGUACCGAUGGGUUAGGCACGGAUAGUGGACUGGAGUACGGGAUGGGACUUGAUCAGAAUCUUUGGAUGCCAAACAACGACUGGUUGAGCAUGGAUGCUCUCAAUGGAGGAGUUGGAGCCUGA
This is a messenger RNA of Fusarium proliferatum ET1, 2304 nucleotides long. RefSeq lists its product as uncharacterized. Gene Ontology annotation, molecular function: DNA binding; zinc ion binding; DNA-binding transcription factor activity, RNA polymerase II-specific. Gene Ontology annotation, cellular component: nucleus. The coding region runs from base 1 to 2304 and encodes 767 amino acids. Gene Ontology annotation, biological process: regulation of DNA-templated transcription; DNA-templated transcription. The transcript is spliced from 2 exons. NCBI's taxonomy places the organism in Eukaryota, Fungi, Ascomycota, Sordariomycetes, Hypocreales, Nectriaceae. The record is from RefSeq and is a predicted model, not a curated record.